Gasterosteus aculeatus aculeatus (three-spined stickleback) is the source of this 2929-nucleotide messenger RNA. The record is from RefSeq and is a predicted model, not a curated record. NCBI's taxonomy places the organism in Eukaryota, Metazoa, Chordata, Actinopteri, Perciformes, Gasterosteidae.
AUGCCCUCAUGCCGAGCCUCGUGUGUUGUAUCCCAACUAUAGCGGCUUAUACACAACAAAAACUAUCCAAAAGCCGCAGCAGGCUAAGACAUGAGGAGAUUAUACUCAAGACGCGUCGCACUGAAGUAUUUCAUCUGAUGUUUAUUACUUUGUUUCACCAGCAGAAAGAAUACACGCCAAUCACUUACAUUGAUAGAUGCCUUUCAUCAGUCAAGAGAGGAUCAACAGCGCAUAAAACUUCGUAGUGACGUUAGUGACAAUAAUUACUCCAGUGACAGUGACGGUGACGAUGACGGUCAAAAGAAAGUUUGUUCCCCAUGCUCACCCUGCAGCCAUGCUCCAAACAACCCGCCGAGCCCCACAGGUCAACAGACACACGCCAAUAUACACACCACACCCCCUUACGGUGUCGUAGAUACAAAUGACGUCACACCACACACGCACAUACAAACAAUGUAGAAGGAAAGAAGAAAUAAUACAAAAGAAUAAUCAAACCCAAUGUAUGGCUCCUACAUUCCGGCCCCAAAUAUUUCAUAGUAGACAGUUUACGAUAGAUAACACAUUUACUCAGAACCCUUCUGAUGGCAACACAGGCACCGGGAAUCCUACUUCUGACGCAAGUGAGAAAGCAUGUGGUUUCGUCCACCAUGGCCUGUUUCUUGAUGUACAUGAGCAAGGAUAAGAUUAGAAACGUGUUGAUCUUUAGCCAGUAUAACUGGAUGUUUCGCUUCAAGUGGCACUGCUGCUCUACUGAGCCGUCCUCCAACCCUAAUGAGAUCACCAUCCAGGAUCGGGUUGAGCUUGUAAAGAUGACUUGUCCUUCUUACACACUCUCCUUUCUUCAAAUGGGACAGUUCCUCCGAAAACUUCCUUUUGUCAGAAACGGACAAUAUUUAACUCUGCCAUGACCAUAUCUUCCACGGAUAAAACCUCUUUUGGUACUUGAGACUUAAUACCUUCCAUCUGAACCUGUAUCUUUUUAUCCAGCUGAUCAAUACUUAGAUCUGUCUUAGAAAGGUCUUCUCUCACCAGCUUUCGAUGUUGCACCAAGGAUAGGAGCAAGGUCUUAAACCUAAGAAGCCAACCAACAGCCCUCUUAAGACGGAACUAGGAGGAAAGGUAAAAAAUGAGCUUCUGCACAGGACUAACCUGCUCAACUUGAGCAGCGUUCACCACCACGGCCUUGACCUCUGGGUCUCCAAAGAGAGAGCUUUCCAAGGUCUCAGGAUUUUUGGGCCACCUGUACUUGGGCUCACGAAGAAAAUCAGGACCACAGAGCCAUGCAUCAGUCUUUAAAAAUGACUGAACACUCAUACCUCUGGAAGCUAGAGCCGGGUUUGUUUGCUGUAUUCACGUACCUCCACUGUGAUGCGUUAAAUGUUUUCAAUAUUUCAGACACUCUGUUUGCUAUGAAGAUCUUAAACCUAGAUGUCUAAUUUUUUAUGUAUUUCAAAACAGAAGUGCUGUCCGUCCAAAAGACCGACUCUUCAAGGUCCAUAUGCAGCUCUUUCCUCCACAAGUUGUCCAUCCUGCUAGCCACCACCACGGCAGUCAGCUCCAUACGGGGAAUGGUGACAAGUUUUAAAGGAGCUACUCGUGCCUUUCCCAUUACAAACGCACGGAGAAUGGACAGCCAAGAGGGUCGUGAAUCGAACUAGUCACGGACAAGAUUCCCCUUCUUGGGCAAACUCCAAAGCCCCUGGCCUGCCAAUGGUCAAACCCUGAUAUGGACAGUAUGGACGGUAAUUUUGACGGCUCCCUCAUCCAGGCCCCCAUGAUUCAGGUCCCGGGACCGGAUGGGCAUCGUGGUGUCAUGUUCCGACCCUGGACAGCGACUAAUAUUCAACAGGCAGCCUCUCACCUGCCUGACAUCAAAAACGGUGCAGCCUUUGGAAAAGAGUUCCUGGCCUUCUGUAAAGAAUUCAUGCCCACCGGACCCAAGAUCCAUCGUCUUCUGGUCAAACAUGUGGGCCCGAGUGCUUUCAGUAAAAUCAGAGCGGUGGUCACUGGUCAGGGCUCUGACUCCCGCCACGAGGCACCCGACUGGGAUCAUGCAGAUAACGUCGCCUACAGAGCAUUUGUCACCGCAGUAUGUGCAGCUGUUGUUACAGCUUUUCCGGCAACAGUAAACAUGGCCCUCAUCAACAGCACAAAACAAGGUAGGACCGAAGAUGUAACGUCUUACUAUCAGCGUCUUGUGGCUGCUUUUCAGAUUCACAGCGGCCUCGAGGAGCCCACAGACAUAACCAACAUGACUGUGUGGGAAACUCAUCUCAAGAACGCCUUCAUGAACGGGCUUCUGCCAGACGUCAAAACUGCCACUGAACACUCUGUCGUGGGUCUGGAAGAUGCAAGGCUCACAGAAGUGGUAAAACAUGCACAACACAACUAUAAAAUGCAUGUGGAAAAUCAAAUGUGUCAAGACAAACGCAGCAAGCAGACUGGGGAGAAAGCCCAGCUUGCGAUGCUCCAAGCCGUAAAACAGUUGACACUGGGUGCAGAAGGAGGACGAGACCCCCACCCAUCCGGAAAUUCUUAUGGGAGGGACCAACAGAGAGGACGAGCGUAUGGAAUAAAUCAUGGGAGAAGAGGGCGUUUUCAAGGAGGGGCCCCACGAGAAGUCCAACCCGAUGAAUGCUUCCUCUGUGGCAAAACAGGACAUUGGUACAAAGACUGCCCCUACCGUCCAAACCAGGUACGUCAGCCACAUGGACGACAGCGCCACUCCGGGACUGACAGAGGGGGUCAACAAUUUGGCACUUCAGACUGACGGUGCGAUGGGGAGGGAGAGCGCAUGAUGUGACGGAGGACCGACUGCUUCCUCUCCAAAACAGGGAAGUGAAACACACCACACACACACAAUGCUGCAACGAAGACCUGCUUCCUUGCACGCACACCCACAUACACACGCACACACAAUGCUGCAAUG